This is a messenger RNA of Cladophialophora yegresii CBS 114405, 903 nucleotides long. RefSeq lists its product as uncharacterized. NCBI's taxonomy places the organism in Eukaryota, Fungi, Ascomycota, Eurotiomycetes, Chaetothyriales, Herpotrichiellaceae. Gene Ontology annotation, cellular component: intracellular anatomical structure. The coding region runs from base 1 to 903 and encodes 300 amino acids. Gene Ontology annotation, molecular function: oxidoreductase activity, acting on NAD(P)H, oxygen as acceptor. The transcript has a single exon. The record is from RefSeq and is a predicted model, not a curated record.
AUGGCCUCAGUCUUCCGCCCGGGCGCACUGGCCCUGAUCUCCGGCGGCGCCAGCGGCGUGGGCUUCGCCUUCGCCUCCCACUGCCGCCGCCAAGGCAUGCACGUCGCCCUGCUGGACAUCAACCGGGAGACGUUGGCCUCCGCGUCCUCGGCCCUCCAAGCCAUCGACAACAAACUCCUGACGCUGACAUACGAGAUCGACGUGUCAGACAUGGACGCCUGGGCCGCGAUCCGCGCCGACGUGGAGACCAAAUUCCAGACGAUCGACUUCCUGAUGCUCAACGCGGGGAUGGCCAUCCGGACGACGUCCCCCUGGAAAGACGCGGCGUACUUCCACAAGACACUCGCGACCAACUACUUCGGCAUGAUCCACGGGCUUGUCACGUUUCUGCCGCUUGUCACGAGAUCUCCCAGCCCCGCAGCGAUCGUGAUGACCGGGUCCAAGCAGGGGAUUACGAACCCGCCGGGCAACCCGGCGUACAAUGCGAGCAAGUCCGCGGUGAAGACGACGGCGGAACAGCUCGCGCAUGACGUCCGGACCAGUGGCUCGAGCAUCUACGCGCCGCAUGUUUCUGCCCACUUGUUGGUGCCUGGGUGGACGUUCACGGGGUUGUCGGGGAACCUGGGCCCCGUGGCGGAUGAGGAGGCGCUGAAGACGAAGCCGAGGGGUGCGUGGUUGCCGAGUCAGGUUGCCGAGUAUGGUGUUGCGAAGAUCGAGAGGGGGGAGUUCUACAUUAUAUGUCCGGAUACCGAUGUUGACGAGGCGUUGGAUAAUGCGCGGAUGAGCUGGGCGGCGGGGGAUAUCACGGAGGGGAGGAGCGCGUUGAGUCGGUGGGAUGACAAGGUCAAGGAUGAGGCGGCGGGGUGGAUACAGAAGGAGGCUGAGAGGCGGAGGGGCCAGUGA